Racocetra fulgida is the source of this 135-nucleotide messenger RNA. NCBI's taxonomy places the organism in Eukaryota, Fungi, Glomeromycota, Glomeromycetes, Diversisporales, Gigasporaceae. The record is from the annotation of a GenBank genome assembly.
AUGAAAGAAUGGUUGUAUAACAAAGAUAAAAAAUUAUACAAAGAGGUGAAGAAUCAAUAUCAUAAAUGUUUUAUCAACAAUUUCAUUAUUUAUCUAUCCUGUCCUUUGAUGGCAUUUUCAAGGCUCUUGCGAUGA